AUAAGUUUUUGCCAAGAAAUUAACAGUAGGAUGAACAUUGUAAUUUUUGAGUAAAAAAUAUUUUUUGUUCAAUUUUAUAAUACAGUGAUGUACUUGAGUUUUUUCCGGAUGUUUUUAGCUGAAAAGACACAUUUUGUUCAAUCUUCUCGGGUUAGAUUCUGUCCUGGUGGUCCCCCCCCGUAUAGCCCGCAUUGAUGUUACCGUGCUGAGGAUCCAUCGACCCAGAAACUAGUUUCCUUGAGGCUUGAGGCAAAGAAUCCGCAUCCCUCCUUAACUUGUAAUGGCGUUCUUCUGCACUUUGUUCCUCAAUUCCGUAGAAUCAGAGUUUACUCCCCAUUUAAUCUGCACUUCUCUACUCCCCAUCAAAUCCACACUAACACCUGAUUUUCUCUUUACUGCAAACAGAAAGUGGUUGAAUAUUGCUGAUUUUGGGAGAAUUUAUAUUGACAAUCAGAAAUGGAUGCUUCUUACAUUAACAGAGGCUUGGUAAGUGAACUCGAAGCAAUGGGAUUUUCAGAGGCUCAAGCCACCAAGGCUCUUUGUUCUUCUGGCCAUGCAGUAUCUGUUGACAAGCUGAAUGUUAUUCUACUGAGGUUAUCCUGUGUCGGACAGGCCCAGGUGAAGCAAAUCACCUUGAUAGGUAACUCAAGCCUUGAGGCUGCGGUAAAUUGGAUUAUUGAUCAUGAGGAUGAGGCAUACAUUGAUGAGAUGCCCAUGGUUCCAGUUGACAUUAUUGAAACUUCUACUCCUACUUUCGAUUCGGAACAAGCAAAGUUGAAAGCACAAGAGCUAAGGGAGCGAGCACGCAAGAGGAGAGAAGAGGAAGAGAAAAAACUGGAAAAGGAAAGGGAGAAGGAAAGGAUACGUGCAGGCAAAGAACGGCUUGCAACUAAGCGAAUGGCAGAGGAAAAUGAGAGGAAACAUUUUGAAGCACAGAGGAAGACCGAAAAAGAGGAGGUGAGAAGGGCAAGGGAAAGAAUUCGUCAAAAGCUUCAGCAGGACAUGGUAUUACUUGCAAAUGCAGAAAGGAGGGCUACACUUGGUUCCUCUUUGAAUAGCGGUACAUCUUUAAAAUCCAUUAAAACCUCAGAGCAAGAGACAAAGAAUCCUUUGAAAGUUGAUUCUGCCGCGUUAUCUGGUAACUUAAUUACGAAUAAAGAGGUUUUGAUGGAAUGCUUAAGAUCUCUCAGGCGUCAGCACAAGGAGGAGGAUGCGAAAGUGCAACGGGCCUACAAUACUCUGUUAGUUUAUGUGAGGAACAUCGUUAGUAAUCCUGAUGACGGAAAGUUCAGGAAGAUCCGGCUUAGUAAUCCAGCUUUCCAGAAAUACCAUUCUACUGUUGUUUCGUACCAGAUUGCCUUUGAUGUUCUAGUGUCCCAUUCAUUUUGUGAAGGCCGAAAUUGUGAAUCAAGAAAUCUGGCUAGAGUUGGGAUUUUCAAAGAAGGUGUGCAGUUUCUAGAACUCUGUGGGUUUGAAAGAGUUGAAGAAGGUGAUUUUUUGGUCUUGCGCAAAGAAAAGGCUGAUAUGGCCGUACUGAGAUCAGCUGGCAUGGUUUUGCACUCGGCCAUUACAAAUCCCUUCUUUGGGCUACUGUCAAAGUAAGGUGAUUUCCCCAGGGAAUUAGAGGCUUUAUGCUUGACAAUCAACACCACACUAACUUCUGGUUGAUUUCACUACUUCUAUUGGACUUAAAUUUGUAUAGUAACCCCAGUCAGAUAUUCCAUUUGUUUGAACUUUAGUUUCUCCUGUAAAUGUACUUAUAUAUAUGGUAUAUAUUUUAAUCUUCCCUUU
Solanum dulcamara is the source of this 1791-nucleotide messenger RNA. RefSeq lists its product as uncharacterized. Lineage: Eukaryota; Viridiplantae; Streptophyta; Magnoliopsida; Solanales; Solanaceae. The transcript has 13 exons. The record is from RefSeq and is a predicted model, not a curated record. Gene Ontology annotation, molecular function: protein binding. The coding region runs from base 457 to 1602 and encodes 381 amino acids.